AUGUCCAAACGAACCGCGGGAGGGCGGGGCAAGGGGGAUAGAGCCGACCCCGAGGCGAGCGUUCGGGCGGCCAACGACGAGCUGAGAGCCAAACUGAUGGACGUCCAGUUAGAACUACAGCAGGAAAAGAACAAGGUCAGCCGUCUGGAAAGAGAAAAAAGUCAAGAACUGAGGGCGGAGCAUCACCGCGCCGCCGUGGCCAUGACGGAACUUAAAAGCAAACUCCACGAGGAGAAGCAGAAAGAGUUGGCCGCGACCAGGGAGACGCUACUACGGCAGCACGAGACGGAGUUGAUGAGAGUGAUCAAAAUCAAAGACGGCGAGAUUCAGCGACUCAACGCCUCGGUCCAGGCGUUGAGGGACGGCUCCUCCGCCGAUAAGCUGAGGAGCGCUUUGCAGGCAGAGGCGGAGGAGACGCGAGGGACCUGGGAGGCCGAGCGACGUCGCCUCCAGCGGGAGAUUCGGGAACAACGCGGAGCAAAGCGGUGCGCCGAAGAAGCUUUGGCGACAGCUCAGCAGGCCUGCCAGUCCCGAGCGGCCGAGCUCCGAUCCGCUCACCAGGAGGAGCUGAACAGAACCAAGAGGGACUGCGAGAGGGAGGUCCGCCGACUGUGGCAGGAGGAUCGAGACGCGCGACGGUUUCAACUGAAAAUCGCCGAGCUCAGCGCAGUCGUCAGGAAACUGGAGGAUCGAAACGCUCUGCUUUCUGAGGAACGCACCGAACUGCUGAAGCGACUGAGAGAAACGGAAAGUCAGUUUAUCCCUCUUCUGGACAAAAACAAGCGCGUGAGCAGGAAGAAUGAAGAGCUGUCGCUCAUGCUGAGUCGCCUGGAAAACAAACUGCGCUUCGUCACGCAAGAGAACAUCGAGAUGUCGACCAUGAGGAGGCCCAGUUCACUCAACGACUUGGACCGCCGCAGCAGCUCCGGCGCUUACCGCGAAUACGGCCAGCCGGAUAGCGAAAUGGAGUUUCUGCGACUUCAAGUUGCGGAACAGCAACACAUCAUCGACGAUCUGUCUAAGGCUCUGGAAACGGGAGGGUAUGUCAAAAAUGUCCUAGAACGAGAUUUCUUAUUACGGUACAGACGUCAAGAUUCCUUGAGGAGGAAACGAACGGUGAGAUCGUGCCGGGUGAUCGAAACAUUUUACGGAUACGACGAAGACGUGUCCGUGGAUUCGGACGGAUCGUCCUUGUCUUUUCACACCGACAAAACUCCUGACACGGAACCUGAAGAGGUGUGCGUUCGCGAGGAGGCGGAGCUUCGCUACCGCCAGUUGACGCAAGAAUAUCAAGCGCUGCAGCGAGCCUACGCUCUGCUCACCGAGACCAGCGGCGGGAUCUACGAUGCCGAGAAGGAGAUCAAGACCAGAGAACAACUGCUGGCUGAAAUCUGUCGAUAUCAAACCAGAGUCGCAGAUCUGGAGUCGGCCCUCGUACAACAAGGACAGGAUGUCAAGUGGGUGGAGGAGAAGCAGUUGUUGUAUCAGAGGAACCAGCAGUUAGUGGAAAAGGUGAAGCAGAUGGAAGCGGAAGUAGCACGUCUGCAAAAUGACAUCCAGGACGCCAAAGACCAAAACGAACUACUGGAGUUCCGAAUUUUAGAGUUGGAGGAAAGGGAGUGGCGCUCCCCUGGCAUCAAGGUCCAGCAAGUCCAUUUCCCAGACAGCCUCAGCCCAUUGCAGAUCUACUGCGAGGCGGAGGGCGUAACCGACAUCGUGAUCAGUGAUCUGAUGAAGAAGUUGGACAUCCUGGGAGAUAACGCCGUAAGUAAUCUGACAAAUGAGGAGCAGGUGGUUGUGAUUCACGCCAGGACUGUUCUCACCCUUGCCGAGAAGGUAAACCGCGGCGGUCUAAUGACCUUGUUUCCUCAGUGGUUGGAAUCCAUCGAAGUGACAAAGUCUGCUCUGCGACAGAAGAUGUUGGACAUUGAAAGCGAGAAGGAUUUGUUCUGCAAGCAGAAGGGCUACCUGGAUGAAGAACUGGACUUCAGGAAGCGAUCCAUGGAUGAGGCUCACAAGAGGAUCCUGGAGCUGGAGGCCAUGUUGUAUGAAGCGCUACUGCGGCAGGGCCCGUCCGGGACAGACGGACAAAAGGCCAAAGACGCCGGCCUGAACAACGUGCUGACUGAUGAGCAGAGGGAGGGGCUUAGAAGCGCCACGGACCAAUGGAAGCGUGCCGUGAUGGUGGAGCUGAGGGAGCGAGACGCUCAGAUCCUCAAGGAGAGAAUGGAGCUGCUGCAAGUCACGCAACAGAGGAACAAAGACUUGGAAGAAUUCAUCGAAGCUCAAAAACGGCAAAUCAAAGAGUUGGAGGAGAAGUUUCUCUUUCUCUUUUUAUUCUUCUCCUUGGCCUUCAUCCUCUGGUCCUAA
Molecule: messenger RNA, 2370 nt
Organism: Nerophis lumbriciformis (worm pipefish)
Lineage: Eukaryota; Metazoa; Chordata; Actinopteri; Syngnathiformes; Syngnathidae
Source: RefSeq, a predicted model, not a curated record